AUGCAUCCGACUCCACAAAGAACAGAAGAAGUCGCAAGACCUAAAAGUCGAGAUGCCAUCCCGAUUCACCAUCUGCUUAACGCUCCUGAUGGUGAUGACCUGGUUCCCCGAUUCCCCAUUCGCGACACUCCUCCAGGACUGGGAGGUGAGGAGGACGAUGCGAGGGUCACCGAAGCAGAAGACUCUUCCGAGGCCUCACAUUGGAGCGAGGACUACGAAAACAACAACGUCUUCGCUGACGCAACCCUGGCCGACCUGGAUGUAGUGAAUUUUGACUCUUUCUUUGGAGGCUUCGAGAACUUGACAUUUGGCUCGUAUUCCCUAAACCCUGACAUAUCACACAUUACCAGCGUGACAGGUAUCGUAUCUGCCUCUGCCAUGGCGCUUGAAUCUCGCGCCUAUCAGAUUAGACAGCUGUUGAUGGGCGCAGCCGCCAAGUUUGCGGUGGAAUAUCCGGACAGUCCUCAGCUCCUGCACUUGGAAACAAACAUCGAACUCCUCACCCAUGUCGAAAUAGACCACUGCCUCAACCUAUUCUUUAAUAACUACUACCGGCACUGUCCGAUAGUCCAUCGCCCAACCUUCCAGCCCACUAUUGCCCCGAUUCCUCUUGUGUUGGGCUGUGUCGCCUUGGGGGCGAUGUAUUCGGAGCCGGCAAAGGUUGUCUGGAUGAAGAGUCUUCUGGACGUCAUGGAAACAUACAUCUUCUCGCUGCCAGAAGUGAGGGACGAGUUCUUUGGCGCCCUGGGGUGUUCGCAAGCGCCAGAUGAGGAAGCUUUGGAAUACCACUUUCAAAUGUUUCAAGGAGCAUACUUGUUUGUCGUCGUUCAAUAUUUCUCGGGGAAUCUCGCCGGUCGGAGGAGAGCGAGAAGGCAAAGGUUCCCUGUGGCCCUGAAUCUUGCUCGAUACUUCGGCUUGCCAGCAGCACAGCAUUCGAAUAUUGAUGCAAUAAUGGAUGAUCUCGCUUUUCAACGCUGGGUGCGGACUGAGGCCCGAAUUCGGACGAUGAAUGUCCUUCUCGCCCUUGACUCAGCCAUGGGCAUCUUCAACAAUGUCCCUCCCCGCAUCAACUAUUGCGAACUAGAUCUUCAGCUGCCAUGUCACCCCGAGUAUUUCGACUUGUCAAGCUACGCCGAUAUGUUACAGCGGGGUUCAUUUCCCCGUCCGCGCAUGAAAUUGAUCGAAGCUUUCCAGAAAUUAUUCGUCCAUCCCGGCGAACUGAAGGCAGCUUACCGGAACGAGAGCUUGUGUUGUUGGGAUAUGCUUUACCUUACCCACGUCUUGUAUACGCACUGUUGGCAGCAUCUCUUUGGAAACCCGCUCAAUCGGAUAUCGUCCACUUCACUGGCUCCUGAGCCACAUCUUGUAUACGAACCGAUGAAGACUGCCCUUGCAAACUGGAAGACUCUGUGGGAUGAUAUCCGUGCAAAACUGUCCCGCGCAAACGUCAGCGAAAUGGGCUUUGAAACGUCCGCCGACAGCUAUUGGACGCUUGUCAGAAUGAUCGUGCUGAAAUUUGAACGCAAGAAAAGCGUCAGCAGCGCCUCCAGUAGCAUAAACGGGGCCGUUUCUCACUCUACGGGUGUGUUUGUCAAAGAAGAGACGGGGGCCAGCGACGAUGGGAUGAGUGAGUCAAGCACAAAUGGGAAGGGCCUAAGCGGAGCAAGUCCCAGCUUAGACUUCAUGCCCCUCGAAGCGGAUUGUGACAGUCAAGGUGCACACUUGAGGAAGAUCCUCCAGAAUUGA
This is a messenger RNA of Cladophialophora psammophila CBS 110553, 1746 nucleotides long. RefSeq lists its product as uncharacterized. Gene Ontology annotation, molecular function: DNA-binding transcription factor activity, RNA polymerase II-specific; zinc ion binding; RNA polymerase II cis-regulatory region sequence-specific DNA binding. Gene Ontology annotation, cellular component: chromatin. Gene Ontology annotation, biological process: regulation of transcription by RNA polymerase II; DNA-templated transcription. The coding region runs from base 1 to 1746 and encodes 581 amino acids. The record is from RefSeq and is a predicted model, not a curated record. The transcript has 5 exons. NCBI's taxonomy places the organism in Eukaryota, Fungi, Ascomycota, Eurotiomycetes, Chaetothyriales, Herpotrichiellaceae.